AUGGGGAUCCUCAUAAAUACUGGAACAUUUCAAAAUCAACACGAACUUAAAGAUAUUCUUCAACGUAUUGAUGAAAUUAAACAAGAGCUUCAAUCAUUAGGUCAAGUGCUAUCUCAGAAUAAUGUUAAUAUGGAAACAUCUUUAAUAGAUGCAGAAGGGUUUCCAAGAUCCGAUAUAAAUAUUGUUGAAGUACGAAUGGCAAGAGCACGUAUCAACAGACUUAAAAAUGAUUAUCGGGGAUUAACCGACAAUAUGCAAACUAUGCUUCAUAAUAUUAAUAUUUUAAAUAGUCCUCAAGUAGUUCAAGAACCUGUUUAUCAGCCUUUCGCAAAAGUUAAUUAUAUAAUACAUAAAUCACCUGCUGAUUUAGCAGGGCUUCAAGAAGGUGACUUAAUCAAAAAAUUUGGUACAGUCCAUGCAGGAAGUCAUGAUACAUUAUCAGCAGUUUCACGACUUGUGCAGGCUUCAGAAAAUAAAGAAAUAGAAAUAUUAGUUAUGCGGAAAAUAGAUACUAAAGAAACCGAUAUUAACCUUAUUUUAAUACCUCAAAAAAGCUGGGGAGGAAGUGGAAGCUUAGGUGCAUAUAUUAUUCCUAUAAAUAUAUAA
Molecule: messenger RNA, 606 nt
Organism: Pneumocystis murina B123
Lineage: Eukaryota; Fungi; Ascomycota; Pneumocystomycetes; Pneumocystales; Pneumocystaceae
Exons: 5
Coding region: 1-606 (201 amino acids)
Biological process (GO): proteasome regulatory particle assembly
Cellular component (GO): nucleus; cytoplasm
Molecular function (GO): protein binding
Source: RefSeq, a predicted model, not a curated record